Molecule: messenger RNA, 5333 nt
Organism: Ylistrum balloti
Lineage: Eukaryota; Metazoa; Mollusca; Bivalvia; Pectinida; Pectinidae
Product: cilia- and flagella-associated protein 43-like
Exons: 41
Biological process (GO): cilium assembly
Cellular component (GO): axoneme
Molecular function (GO): protein binding
Source: RefSeq, a predicted model, not a curated record
AUGGAUGCUAUCGGAACGUUGGAGUUGUCUUGGGCCCAAGGCUAUUCUGGGACACAAACAGCUUAUGUCGACAAAGAUGUCCUUUGUUAUUUGUGUGGAAGCAAUGUGAAGUUUGUUGCUGAAGAUGGAGCGGAAACAGUAUUCAAUUUUAAAGGAAAUGGAGUCGGGCCUUUUGCAGUCCACCCAAAUGCUAAAUGCUUUGCUAUUGCUGAAAAAUGCCUUGAUCCAAAAAUAUUCAUCUUUGUUUACCCAACAUUCCGUCAACUUGGAAUUAUUGAAGGUGGAACCAAACUGGAGUACAACAACAUUGUGUUUUCUACCAGUGAAUAUUUGGCCACAGUUUCUGGUAUCCCAGAUUUUGAGUUGACUUUCUGGAAAUAUACCACUGGUGCUAAAUUGACAUCUGUACAAAUGACCAACUCUCCAGUUAGAUGUUUACAAUUCAAUCCAGGAAACUGGCGUCAAAUCUGUAUUGGAACUGAAAAAGAACUCACAGUGUGGCAAAUGGAACAGAGUAAUGAUGCAUUCAUGCUACAACCCCAGAAGGUCAAGUUGCCCCAUGAGGAUUCCUCCUGGUGGGAAGAAGAGAAGGAAAAGGACCAGAGCAUGUCUCGUGCAUCAACUCGCAUGAGUAGAUACACUGUAGAUGUUCCUAAGGCAGCCAUUGCAGGUCUAGUGGGAGACAUGGACGACCAUCUGGAGGAUAUCCAGGACCGGUCACCACGUGUGGUGCCAUCUUCCUCAGCCUGGACCACUAGUGGGGAUAUCUAUAUUGGGUGCAAAGGAGGCCAUCUUUUAAGGGUUGAUGGUGAGACAUUUAAAGCACGAGUGAUAUACCAUCCUCCUCCCCGAGCUGAGACGCCUCUGUCCAGGGCUACAAGUGCUGCAAGUGCCAGCAGGGGUCCAUCUAUGGCAGAUCUUGGCCAGUCAAGAACAAAGAAAAGUGUUCGUAUGGGUACCAAUGUGACAGAUGAUUUUAAUGUGAUGAUAUUGGAGGGAAGUUUGGACUGUAUCGGACUACAUCGUAAAGGUCUUUAUGCUGCUGGACAGGAUGGAGUAUUGAGGCUGAUAAGUCUGAAGUCAGACGAGAUUCAAAUCAUUGAACAAAGUCGUGUGGGUUAUCCAGUCUCUUCAUUAGCCUUCUCUCACAGCUAUCGUCAUAUUGCACUGGGCUCAACAAAGGGAUCUUUGUUCCUUUAUGAGGCUGGAGCACCUGAGUCUAUGAAAAUGCUGAAAAGUAUCCACUAUGGAAACUACAUGGGCAUGAGCUGUUUGUCCGGAAACGAAUAUGUCGCUUCUGUGCGUGAGGAUGGUGAAGUCCAAAUCUGGUCGAUUGAUAAAGGUUUCCUGCAGUCGUCCAUCUCUGUUGGGUUCCAGGCAUUGUGUAUCGCCAGUAGUCCCAUGGUAAAGGUUGUUGCUGUCGGGGCAGGAAAUGGUUAUGUCUAUUUCCUUGAUUUCACUGACAUUCAGCAUCCUCGUGUCGUCUCCUCUAUCCGAAUGUUUGAAGUGCCAAUAACCCAUCUUGUCUUUGAGUCCCAUGGACGUUUUCUGCUGAUGGGCUCGGACAAUGGUAACAUCUUUAUCCUUGAUGGCAGACCUUCCAAGAAUUUCUCUCCUAUAGGAUAUACAUCCAUUGUAGGGGAAAUCCAAUCCAUCUCAACCAUUACAGAAAAGGAUGUGCUCAAAGUGGCAGUGACAGCCAACAAUUCUGGAAACAAACGAAACGGUGCCACAAACCUAAUCACCUUUGAACUCUCAGAGGAUGUUGUUGGCGAUUUGAAGAAGAAUGUAAAUAGUCUGAAAUAUGACUUCAAGGAUGACUCAAUCAAGAAGCUGACAUUGACUUUCUCCACACCAAGCUAUGGAGCAGCCAUCGGAGAGAACCAAACAGUGUAUACCAUGGCACAGAAUUCUAAGAGAAUUCACCAGAUCAUUUUACCCUCUGAGACACCAGAGGUGAAGGAUUUUUUUAUUUAUAUUUUGAAAAUAAUUCAAAAUAUGUUUUGAAUGGUUUAUCAGGGAAAGGCUGUGGCUGUUUUACCUGAGGCUGAAUUCCAGGGACACCAGCUUCCAGGGGGUAAACUACAGUUGUCUCCCCAUGGCAAGUGGCUUGCAACCUGUGGAUCAGAUGGUUCCGUUAUGAUCAGGUCAACCACAACCAUGGAUCGUUAUAUUUCUAUCACUCCACAUGACUUCCACAAUCGUGGAGUGAGUGUGAUCGUAUUCUCUGAGGAUGGUCAGAACAUUUUCACAACUGGCUUUGAUGGCAUUCUCACCUGUUACGCAUGGAAUUUUACUGCCACUGGUAUUGGGAAGGCAAAGUCUGCCAUGGAAGCCUCGCGUGCCCGAAAAACCAAAAUGAUGACCAUCCAAAAAGAUGAGGAAGAGGCUCUUGGCGCAUUGUCUGACUGGAUGCCUUCGGCUGGAUCACGACCUACAUCCACCACCGUAGAUAAAGAGGAUAAGGUUGCUCAAGCUAUGCAGGCAGCUCGAGAGUCAGAUGAAAUCUACACCACACCCACACCAGUGCCACCGUCAGAUGCAACAUGGCUACAUAUCCAGUCAAUAGAGAACUUGAAGAAGGAGGACAACCAGUUUGCAGAUGUCAAGAAGGACUUAAGACUACAAAUUCGAGAGAUGAGACGAACAAUUCAAGGAAUGUUGAAACAGAAUGAAGCUCUACCAGACAUUGAGAAACUAGGUCGCCAUGAGUUCGACCUUGACAUUGAAGAACAGAACAGACUCCAACAAGAGGCUGACAAUGAAGUUCAAAGGGUGGAGGAAGAGAUUGAAUUUGAUAAUUUAGCAAAGAUUUAUCUUCGUGAGAUGAUCAAGAAAGAAUGCUGGGAUGAAAUGAAAGUAAAAGGGCGAUCCAUUCAGGCUUUCCGUUCGACACUGGAAGUGAGUAACUUUCCGAUGCAAGAGAGACCAUUAGAGAUGGAGAAACUUUUACAAACCAUUACAGUCCGCCGACAGAUUGAAGUGGCAGAAUUGGCUGCAAGAAAAGCUGAGAUUGAAUUACCUCAGAAACCCACUGGUACAACCACUGCGCUUUUGCUAAGUAUGAUUCAACAACAGAUGUAUGGUCAUGAAGAUGAUACAGGUGAAAAUGACGAUGUUGAUGAAGAUGGCAAAGAGAAACCCUCUACCACAGGAAGUUUGGGUGCCAUGUUUGGAGGUGCAAACGAGUUGUUCUACAGUCAAUUUGACCUGCACACCAGGGAACAGAAGACCACACAGAUCAUACUGUUAGAGGAUGCUAUCCAUAGGAUCAAGCUUACCUUCAACAAGGAGUUCGAGGAAGUCUACCAGAGAAAGAUACAGGAUAUUUCUAAAAUCAAGGAAAAGAACAAGAAAAUCUUGAAGAACAUGAGAGAUCUCAGUAUAAAUGAGGAGAUUAUUGAGCCAGAACUAAGUGUUCUGGAAAAUCCAGAGAGUAUUCUGACAGUGGAUGAUAGCGAGAUUAAGGUGGAGAAAUACCUCACACCAGCUCAGAGGAAGAAGAAAGAGAUCCAGGAUAAACUAGAUGAGGAAAGAAGAGCUAGAGAAAAGGGAGACAAUGCUCGUGAACGUGGUCUGGAUAUGAUGAUGGGUGGAGUUCUGGAAAUCAAGAAAGAAGAUGAACUCAAAAAGGAUGUCCCAAAGCCUGCUUUCAUGUCUUUGAAAGAGGAAUCUGACUGGACAGAGGAUGAACAAAAAGCUGCCAAGGAGUACGAGCGUAAAGUGAAGGAGCUGAAUGAAGAAAGGGAGAAAUAUCGCAAGCAACUGGAAGCAGAACUUCGUAAGAUGCAGGGUGUCAUCAGUGACAGUAUGACACUGUUUGAUGAAACACUCAACCAGUUGUUCAUGAAGAAAAUCAAGGUCAUGAUGGUUCUUUAUCAGGAGGAACUGAAGAUCCUUCGUCUCCGAUACAACCUUCUGUUGGAGGAGGAGUUGGAGACACGUGAGAGGGACCUCAACCAUCUUCUGGAGCACAAGAAAAACAUGAAGGUGAUCACUGCUCAAGCCAUGAUGGAGUCCAAGAAGCAUGUUGAUGCCUUCAGAGAACAGUAUGACAUUCUCCUGGCCGAGGACAAGGUCAUGGAUAGAUCAUUCAAGCGUGAAUUCCAUGAUGUCACAGCACUGCAGCAAGACCAGCUGUACAGACUUUUCCGUAAACGCCCCAAGGUUCCACGUCUGAAGGGAUACGAUGCCCCAGCACCUUCCUCUGUCGAUCCUUCCAUUCCAAAUCCAUUUGCGGAUCGGCCUUCCACAGCGAGUUACAACACUCGUGCCAAGAACCAGCUGGAACACUCUAUCGCUGAUCUUGAUAAGGACAUCAAUGCUCCAGAGGGCAUCGAACUCCACAUCUGGCAACGACUGUGUAAAUACCGUCGGGAAAAGAUUGAAAAUGAUGUCCUGACAAAAGAGAAAGCUCUGAUACUGGCUGAAAUGGAAGCAUUCCUUCGAAAGAGACAAGACGAAGAUGAACAAAUAAAAAACGAUAUUGAUGGAAUUUAUGACACUCUCAACAAACUGAAGGACGACCGUCAACGUUUUAAUCUGAACCUAGAAGUGCAGCUGAUGCUGAAACAGGGACAGGUCGAGGUGGAUACAAGUACCUUCAUCCAUGACUACAAGGACAGUGCUCUCAUCCACAGAAGUGUUGUCGAAGAGCUCAACAGCAAUAUCAAGCAACUAGGAGAGAGUAAAAUCGCCAGUAUGGUUGAAAGUAAGGACUUCCGAAAAGGCAUUAUACAGCUGGAAUGGGAACACAAGAAAAUGAUUAUGCAAAUGGAAGAUUUCCAAAACAGAAUGAAAGAUAUUCAAUUUAUGAAAGUGACAAGAGAAAUUCAGUUGUAUUUGUCCAAUUCAGACUAUGAUGGAAAGAAACAAGAAGAGAUUGGAAAACUUGAACAAACUAUACUGACACAGCUGAGGCAUCAUGAAAGGAAAGUUGCAGCCAAGAAACAGCAAUUACGGGAACUCGGGAGGACUCACAAAUUCAAGGACGAUGAAAAUCGGGAAAUGGACAAUGAGCUCACAGAGCUACAUGUCACUGUCAAUGAGAGACGUCACAUUGAUGCUGUCAAUGCUGAUCGGAGAUCAGAUUUUGGCCGAGAAAGACGAUAUCAGGAGAUUGUACAGAGGAGGAAGUUAGUUGACCUUGCAAAAGCACAGGCACAGGAAGUAGCUGUGUUACGUGCCGAGGUAGAACGACUACGUAUGCGAACAUUCCCUGCUCUUGUACAAGUGGAACACUAAAGGACAAUUGGUGUUUGUGUGACAGUCAAAAAUUGUGAUAUUUGUGAAGAAGGAAGUGAAAAUUGACUUGUACUGUCAUUGACAGUAAA